AUUGUUUAUCACAGUCGCCUGCCCUCAGGUUUUUUCUCUCUCCUCUAAUAUCCUUCGCAUUCCUCUCCGAUUUCUGUAAGGAAAGAGUAAGAUGUCUCACAGGAAGUUUGAGCACCCCAGACACGGUUCCCUAGGGUUUCUUCCUAGGAAGAGGGCCGCUCGCCACAGAGGAAAGGUGAAGGCUUUCCCCAAGGAUGAUACAAGCAAGGCACCACAUUUGACUGCCUUCCUUGGUAACAAGGCUGGUAUGACCCACAUUGUUAGGGAGGUCGAGAAGCCAGGAUCAAAGUUACACAAGAAAGAAACCUGUGAGGCUGUGACCAUCAUUGAGACCCCUCCUAUGGUGGUUGUUGGUGUUGUUGGUUAUGUGAAGACUCCUCGCGGUCUGCGUACUUUGAACACUGUAUGGGCCCAACAUUUGAGUGAGGAGCUCAGGAGAAGGUUCUACAAGAACUGGUGCAAGUCCAAGAAGAAGGCAUUCACCAAGUAUUCUAAGAAAUAUGAGAGUGACGAGGGCAAAAAAGACAUCCAAUCUCAGCUUGAGAAAAUGAAGAAGUAUGCCACUGUUGUCAGAGUCUUGGCUCACAAUCAGAUUAGGAAGAUGAAGGGUUUGAAGCAGAAGAAAGCCCAUUUGAUGGAAAUUCAGGUCAACGGUGGUACUAUUGCCCAAAAGGUUGACUACGCCUAUGGCUUCUUUGAGAAGCAAAUCCCAAUCGAUGCGGUCUUCCAAAAGGAUGAGAUGAUUGACAUCAUUGGUGUGACCAAGGGUAAGGGUUAUGAAGGUGUCGUCACUCGUUGGGGUGUUACUCGUCUUCCCCGUAAGACUCACAGAGGUUUGCGUAAGGUUGCUUGUAUUGGUGCAUGGCAUCCUGCCAGAGUUUCAUACACUGUUGCAAGGGCUGGUCAGAAUGGGUACCAUCACCGUACUGAAAUGAACAAGAAAAUUUACAAGCUCGGAAAGAAUGGUCAGGAGACUCACAAUGCAAUGACCGAGUAUGACAGGACUGAGAAGGAUAUCACUCCAAUGGGUGGUUUCCCUCAUUACGGUGUGGUGAAGGAUGAUUACAUCCUCAUCAAGGGAUGCUGUGUUGGUCCAAAGAAGAGAGUGGUGACUUUGAGGCAAUCUCUCCAAAAGCAAACAUCCCGUGUUGCCCUUGAGGAGAUCAAACUCAAAUUCAUUGAUACAUCGUCCAAGUUUGGCCAUGGUCGUUUCCAGACAACCAACGAGAAGCAGAAGUUUUAUGGUCGUCUAAAGGCUUAGAGGUUCCUUUGUCUAAUUGUCUUGUUACUUAAGCUAGUUUUUUUUGCAGAAUUUGAUGAGAUCAUUGGUGUCGAAUAUACAUUUAUUUUCGAGCAUUUGUUUGUUGUUAGUGACUUGUGAAAUUUUGCUGUUAUUUUAUGUUUACUUGAAAAGUUUUGUUUGCUCGAAA
Spinacia oleracea (spinach) is the source of this 1430-nucleotide messenger RNA. RefSeq names its product 60S ribosomal protein L3. The coding region runs from base 92 to 1261 and encodes 389 amino acids. Gene Ontology annotation, biological process: translation. Lineage: Eukaryota; Viridiplantae; Streptophyta; Magnoliopsida; Caryophyllales; Amaranthaceae. The transcript is spliced from 6 exons. Gene Ontology annotation, molecular function: structural constituent of ribosome; RNA binding. The record is from RefSeq and is a predicted model, not a curated record. Gene Ontology annotation, cellular component: cytosolic large ribosomal subunit; ribosome.